Messenger RNA from Eurytemora carolleeae, 1635 nucleotides. Its product is annotated as F-box only protein 9. The coding region runs from base 226 to 741 and encodes 171 amino acids. The record is from RefSeq and is a predicted model, not a curated record. Lineage: Eukaryota; Metazoa; Arthropoda; Copepoda; Calanoida; Temoridae. The transcript has 9 exons.
ACCUUGAAUAAAUGUUGAUAAAAUGACUUGUUCAGUUCUCUAGAGAGCUGUUCAGCUGUGUGUAGAGGCUUCUAUUUAGCUGCUAGGGAUCAGGAGAUUUGGAGGUUGGUUUGUGUAAGAGUGUGGGGAGGGGGUAUAUUGAGUUGUACUUCAAACCAAACUAUUUGGAGAGAUCUCUACAUUUCAAAACCAAGAGCUAACUUCAAUGGUUGCUACAUUAGCAAGAUGACAUAUAUCAGAGAAGGCGAAAGAGGAUUUCAGGAUUCUGCCACUUACAAAGCCUGGCAUGUUGUCGAAUAUUACAGAUUUAUCAGAUUUUUCCCUGGAGGUAGAGCAAUGAUGGUUUUAUCAGCAGAUGAUCCAGGACUGAUUGUAAAACUAAUGAAUAACAGGAAUAUCUGCUAUGUACAGGGUGCUAUGUUUGGAGAGUACAGGAUAGUUGACGAUGUACUGUUCUGUAUAUUAAACAAGAGUAAACCCAAGAAACCUGCUCAAAAAUUCAGAAGAAAACGAAGAGACUCCAUGGUUUACCACGAUGUUCCUGAUCAGGAGUUUCUACUGGAGUUCUACAUCAAGGGCCCAAGGUUCCAGAAGUUGUUCUGGAGAAACUACAAGAUCCUCAGCAAGUAUUCUAACGGGAGUGAGCAGUUGGAUAUUGUUAACUUGAACGAGAAGGAGUUCCCGAGGUUGGUGUUCAGUCCAGUCCGUAGUUAUCAUUUCGAAUCCUACUCCCCACUCUAGCAGCCCAUUUCUCUCUCAUGAUCAUAUUCACUGAUGGAUAUAGUUGUGAGGUUUGUUAUGGUCUUCAAGAAUUUGAGAUUUUCACAAUAUUUAAAAAGGCUUUCUCUCAGUUUUUUAUAUUAAAAUUUUAUUAACGAAACAAAUCGUUUUGAUCAACCGCUGUGGUUGCCAUCUAUGUCUGCAGACAGUGCUUAGGAUCCGGAUCAGCAACAUUUAUCUUUCUGGUUCCGGAUCCACAAAUCGGACAAAAUAUUGCGGAUCCGGGUCCGUCGGAUCUUCAAUAUUUUGGCAUCCUGGAUCCGGAUCCAAGGCGCAAAAUAUUGACCAAACAUUUUUUAAAAAAUAUUUUUGCUCUCAAACUCCAACUCUGAACUUUUGAAAAAAGGGAAAUUGUUAAAAUUGUCCUAACCUCUUAAUGGUUCAAUUAGUUUUAGCAUAAAAACACCGAUGGAAAAAAGAAGAAACAUAAUUCAAAAGUUUUUCUUUUGUUAAAAAAAAUAUACCCGAUAAACAUCGGGUAGAGAGAAAGUACCUAAAUUUAUUACUAAAGAUACUAUUACUAAUGAUAGUUUUGCGAAUUUGUGUUGAUAAUUUUCUACGUUAAAGUUUUGAUUGUUAGUAGGCAUAAUGGUAAACGUAUUCUCCGUUCAUUCCUAAUCUUCUGUUAUCAGUUAAAAUGUUGCUUUAUGUAAUAAAAGCAAUCAUGUGGAAAAUAGCAGUAUGUAAACAUAGUCGAUUUUCAUGGAGCCACCAGAAAGUCAAAAGUUUUUGAAAGUGUUUAUUGGAAUUUGUGAUGCUAUCGUUUAAUCAAAUCAUAACUGAAAUUUUUCUUUGUCCUGAUCAUAUGCAAAUUGAUAUUAAUUGAUAUAAUUUGAAAUAAAUUUUUGAAUUAAA